This is a messenger RNA of Gryllus bimaculatus (two-spotted cricket), 1913 nucleotides long. The record is from the annotation of a GenBank genome assembly. Lineage: Eukaryota; Metazoa; Arthropoda; Insecta; Orthoptera; Gryllidae.
AGAUUGUCCAAUCAACAAACCGUCACUAGAGUCCUGAAGAUUUCGUAACUCUCGAGAUGACGUAAAAACUAAAUGAUGGCAAUUUAAUCAUCAAAGGGUGAAGUUAACCAAGCAUUCCCUUGUCUUCUUUCAUAAAUCUGAAAAUGGACCAACUCACGCGACGGAUCAAAGGCGGGUUCGCUUCAUUAGGGAAGCUUAGAGGCCAAGAACAGGACCGAGUGCCGCGCGUCCUAGUCAAAUGUUUCCGCCGCAACACCAAGCCGUUCCAUCUUUACACGGUAUUUAAUAACUUCGGCACCAUCACCUACUUAGCUGUCAAGAAGCAACAGGCUGUCGUCGAAUUCAGCAACUGGGCAGCCGUUGACGACAUUCUGAAAUGCAAACUGCUGAAGGUGCAGAGAUCACGAGUCCACUGCGAAUCUUUGCGUAAGUUCAUCCACCUCGAGCCGAACCAGUUCCAGGCGAAUCUACACAACGAGCUGACGCAGCUCGACACCGAAGACUCGUUCAAGGAGUACGUGACCGCUUUGUGCAAGGAGGCUAUGGAUAUGAGCGCCGAAGACUGCGAGGCCGUGUGCCGCCGACUGGAGGAGAUCACGCGGCCCGUCCACCCUCACUGCAAAGCGUUUCCCUUCGGCUCCCGCCUGGCCAACCUCGGUUUCCCCGGCUGCGACCUCGACCUGUUUCUGGACUGCGGGAACAUGUUCAACGGCGAGUACGGCCAGACGCCCAUCCAGCAGCGCAUCUUGGCGGAGGCGGUGCUGAAACGGCUGCUGCAGAGCGAGGACUUCGCGCGCAUCCACUCCGUGCUGCACGCCCGCGUGCCCGUGCUCAAGUUCUUGCACGUGCCCACGGGCACGCGCGGCGACGUGGCUUUCCGCAACGGGCUGGGCGUCCAGAACUCCCGGCUGCUGUGCUUCCUGCAGACGCUGGACGACCGCGUGAGGCCGCUGCUGCUCUUCUUGAAGAGGUGGGCGCGUCUGCAGAGCCUGAGCCUGCUCACUGAGAAUUACCGCCUCACCAGCUACGCGCUGGCCACGCUGGUCGUCUUCUUCCUGCAGCAGCUGCCCGAGCCCGUCCUGCCCCCGAUCCGCGACUUGAUGGAUCUGCACGCCGGCUACCAGCGGGUGAUCGCCGGCUGGCCCUGCAGCUUCACUCGCGACCCGGGGGCGGUGCCCAAGACCCGCAACACCAUGUCGGUCAUGGAUUUGGCCCUGGGAUUUUUGCAGUUCUACCAGUUCUACGAAUACCGUUGGUUUAUUAUCUGCCCGUAUUUGGGGCGAUCCAUCGGCAGGAAGGAGCUGGAUAACAUUGUCCAUCCGGAAGGAGAAGGAGAUGAUCUUGCUUUGGAAUUUUCAGUCUACGUCGACAACGUUAGGAACGGGAAUAGUGAAAUAUUUCCGUCUCACACUCCAGUUUGUAUUCAAGAUCCGUUUGAACAUUCUCAGAAUGUUUCACGUAAUAUCAGAAAUGAAGGGUUGAUGAAUUUCAUAUCAUCUUGUGGGUUGAUGUACGAAAAACUGAAAACUCUGUUAACUGCAUAAUCAAAUUCUUUGAGUAAUGCAGUAGUAUGAAGAGAAAGUGUACAGUACUGUCAAUAUUUAAUCUAUGUGGAGCAUUUUUCAGUUACCUUUUUUUGAUGUUUUAUUUGGCCUACAAAUAAGUAUUCAUUAUUUGAAUUUAUAUUACGAAAAUGUACUUGUAAAUGUGUGCAUGUUAAUGUGCUUUAAUUCAGAUCUUGCUAUUAUGCAAUGGCAAGAAGUUGAAAUUAAACAUUUAUUUACUAUGAGUUUAUAGUUUUCUAUAUCUGAAUUUUGUUUCUAUCAAUUGGCAGAUAUUGGCAGUAGCGGCACUAAUGUACAAAGUUAUUGUGUCUUGGAUUGAACGUAUAAUAUUUCAUGUAUACAAAUUCA